AUGUUACUUCUAGGGUGGUUAUUGCCGGUGGCUGUUGUUGCAACCUCUGUGCAACGAUUUGAGGUAGGUAGACUUUGGCAAAGUGUUGUACGUGUUGGAAUUGAGGAACGAUCUCUCUGGUACGGGGCAAUUACAGGGGCAGAAGAUGAUUUUACAGUGGAUGAAUUAUGGGAUAUGCUUGACCCAGAUGAGUCGACGUUGCUAAAUUUGGUUUAUGAUAUGCACUCAGGGUGGAAUUUUCCUGUUGAGGAGGGUGGAAAGCUGAAUUGGUUUGAGUUGAAUAACAAGAGAUACUGGAAAACGGACGAUUCAUACUACCUUAAGUCUGGUGAGUUAGAAAGCCAACGUAAAAUUCCAGAUUUAGAUGUGCUCUUUGAGGAGGAAGGUGUAAUUGGUGUUAAUUCGGAAGCGCCAUUGAUAGUCUUCUAUGGGGAUCCAGCCACAGAAGAAUUUGAAGCAUUUAACCGGAAUCUAUACCACGAGGCGAUGGAUGGUAAGCUUAGACUUGUUUGGAGGCCCACUGGUCUCAGGUCUAAAACUCCAGAGAACAAAUAUUCAAAAUAUUAUCCGUAUGACUAUACCUUGAAAGCAGAAGCUUGGAAUCAAGAAGUCAUUGCCGAAGUGGAAAUUCCUAGGGAAUUCUCUUCGACGACAUACAGACUGGGUAAUGUAUCUCAGGAAGAAUUAGAGACCUUGGAUUUAAAAGCUACUACUCUGAUUUUGAAGCGGUUUAAAGAUACUAAAAAUUUGAAUGAUACAAUACAAUAUGCAAGGCAGAUAAUUGACAAUUUCCCCCUUAUAGCUUCACAACUGGCGAAUAUUGAGGUAGAUGUGGAGAGUGCAGCUGAAGUUUUGGAUGCGUGUAUUGAAAAUGGUAUCUCCUAUGAUUCAAUUGGUGUUUAUGUUAAUGGCCAGCAAUGGAAAUUGACUGCUCUCAACCCAUGGUCUUUUAUCAUGGCUAUUAUUUCAGAGAGGAAGAAAAUCAAAGGGGUUUUGAGCACUCUACAGUCUCAAAAUAGUGACAUAAGACUACAUGAUGCAAAGAAUUUUCUGACUAAAUACUCACAAAUUGGUGUUUUAAACUUGCAAGAUCUUCAGCCAGUUCGCUACGAUUUUCACCGAAUCCCUGGAUUUAGUGAGAGUGUCAUUUACUUUAAUAAUCUGGAGGAAGAUCCUCAAUAUAAAAAUCUGUCAUCUGACAUAAGUGUCUUUUACGAGAAGUCUGAGUUUGGAGAAAUACCAGCAUAUAAAGAAAACUGGAACGAAAUUGUCUUUGUUAUUGACUUUGAUAAUCUUCGUGAUCAAAACUUCAAAGAUAUCCUGGCAGGAUUACAUCGUUCAUUGAAUGUGGUAGAAUCGGGGUAUCCACAGAGAAUUGGUUUGCUACCUUUAUAUCGCGGGAAAGAGAAUGAAUACGUUAGAAAUAUCUACAAAUUAAAGGAUCAAGAUUUAUCUGAUUUAAAAAGUUAUUUGAAAAGCUUUAAUGCUAACGAUUUCAAUAUUACAAGUGAUGCAUCAGUUCCUUCAGUGAAAGAAAUCCUACAAAAGUUCCGUAUUACUGAUAACUCUAUUAUAAUUAAUGGCCAAAUACAUCCGUUUAAAAAAAAUUCCUGGAACUAUUUUGUUGCUUCUACUAUAAAGCAUGAUGUCACGUAUUUGAAAAGAGCUUUAAAAAAGUCUAAAUCAGAAAACGUACGUGAUGUGCUACAUGCACGGUCUUUUACUCAUAGGGACCAAAGAUUAAUCCCUGAUUUUUUUGAAGAUGCUAUAUAUACAACUACAAACAAUAGUAUUUUUGGAACCUUAAAGGAUCGUGUUGUAACGUAUAACAGCGAUAAAACCUAUAAUAUUUUGCACACGAUUACUUUGGUAGAUGAUUUUAACACGAAACAAGCCAUUGAAAGGCUUAUAAAUUUGAUCAACAUUGAAUUGAAAGGUUUGAGGAUUAGAUUAAUCCAUAAGGGUGAGUUAAGUGCUAAAUGGAAGGAACUUUGUGGUAAGAUUGCCUCAAAUGACAAUAUUCUAUAUGAAUACUUAACAAAAAUUUCGAAAAGGGCUAGUUCCAAGGCUAAAUCUGAUCCCUCAGUGAAAAAUGCUUUACGUGAAUGGCUUUUAGAUUUACCACUUGAUUUGAUUUCCCAAGAUUCAUUUUGUUUAAUUAAUGGAAGAUAUUUUCACUUUAAUUCUUCCGACGUUCUAACCAACACUCAAUGGCAUGCUAUUCUUCAACGUGAGUCUAGGCGUACUAUUGAUGUAAUGAAUAUCCUUAAUGGAGUCAUACCAACAAUGGUUAAUGAAAAAGUUGAUCCGGACUUCAUCGAACAACUGUCCUCAUAUGCAACUUAUCUCUUCUAUGUUGGUGCAAAUAUUUUCAACAAUGGUGUAGAUUUUACUUCAGAAGCCACUUUACCUCGUAUGAAUGUUUUGGACUUCUUUGAUCAAAAAAUGCUACCUUCCGUAAUUUAUAAUGGAAAUGUAAAUGCGGAGGUUAACAUUACCGUUAUAAUGGACCCAUUAGAAGAAAGAUCCCAAAAGUUUUUACAUCUGGUUGAUAUUGUUCAGUCGUUGAGUUUUGUAAACUUGAAUAUAGUGCUUUUGCCUACCAAGUCAUUAGCUGUUAUGCCUAUACAUCGAAUUUAUUCCACUGAUGACUUAUUUGAAGAUGCAGAUGACUUAUUUUUUGUAAGCAGGGACAUACCAUCCACUAUUUCUGCUGAAAAUUCUUCUAUCAUUGUUCAGGCGCAUGUAUUCCAAGAUGAACUAAUCUCUAAAGCAACUGUUGAAGGUGUCGGUGGUGUGUGUUUAGAAAUUGUGAACCCAUAUGGUAUACCUCUUUCCCGGGCUAUCUCAAUGACUACUUUUGGUUAUGCUCAAUUCUCAUUACCUGCUUUCGAACGGAAUCUGACGAUUCGUAGUUGUGAUGAAAGUUUUACAGUUUCAUCAUUUUCUAACAACGCUAAACCAGAUUUUGUUCCAGUAAAAAGCUUUGAUGUAGUGGACUUGAAGCCGCACCGGGUUGUCGUGAAGAUAGAGUCUAAAAUUAAGAAUCAUAAGGGGCAAAAAUUGUUUGAAUAUGAUAACGAAAUUAACGUUCAUGUCACCAUACAUGAUUUGCGCGAUGAGUAUUUGUUCAAACAAAAGCUUUUAACAAUACUUUCAAAUCUCGACUCAAAUGGGCGUGUCCAUUUUUGGUUGUCCCAUGUUUCUGAAUUAAGCAUAGAAUUGAAACGAAUUCUAACAUUUGUGGAACUGAAUACUGAUCAACGAGUCCUCUUUUCCAGAAUCACUUACGCAUGGCCCGUAUGGCUCCGACCCCAACGCUUUUCUGAGAGAAGGCAGGAUGUUUCACGUAUUAUGUUUUUGGACGUGAUGUUCCCUUAUAAUCACAUUAACAAGUUGAUAAUUUUGUCUUUAAAAGAAACUGAUACCCCUGAUUUAGCAGCGCUGAAAAACUUGAAAACUAGGGCUUACUUCACAAUGAAGCAGCAUCGUGGCAAUGGCUAUUGGGAAGAGGGUUAUUGGAAGAAAUUCUUAGGGGAAAAUAACCUAAAGUUUUAUGACUUUAGUUCCACCUUCGUCGUAGAUAUGGCCCGUUAUCGUGACACACAAGCAGGCCAUUAUUUGAGAAUCCAUUAUCAAAGACUAUCAUCUGACAUAAAUUCCUUGUUAAACAUUGACGGAGAUUUAGCCAAUAGUUUGCAGCUCAUUCUUCCUAUCAGAACUUUGAGGGUUAAUAAAGACCUCAACAUUCCUCAUCCUGAAAAGGAGUUUAUUUCAAAAUUUGAUGCGGAUGUCGAGGCUUUCUUUGCCUCACUUGAUCAAGAUAACGAUUUGUCAACCGACGCUGACACUGGUACUGACUCCGACUAUAAUACUGGACAAGACUCUGAUUUAUACGAUCCAGAAUUCGAACAUGAUGAAUUAUAA
Messenger RNA from Eremothecium cymbalariae DBVPG#7215, 3927 nucleotides. It is a transcript of the gene KRE5, whose product is annotated as Kre5p. Gene Ontology annotation, molecular function: UDP-glucose:glycoprotein glucosyltransferase activity. Lineage: Eukaryota; Fungi; Ascomycota; Saccharomycetes; Saccharomycetales; Saccharomycetaceae. Bases 1 to 3927 code for a protein of 1308 amino acids. Gene Ontology annotation, cellular component: endoplasmic reticulum. The record is from RefSeq and is a predicted model, not a curated record. The transcript has a single exon.